AUGGAUAUAUAUAAUAUUCCUAAUCCGGUGAGCCAAACAACUAAUGAACAAGUUACGCACGAAUCAUUGACUGAAAGCAAUGAACACGAUACAACAACAACAGCAUCAGCAUUGACACCUGCACCUACACGAGCACGCAGCAAUUCGGUGUUGCAAUGGAUGCAGAAAACUUUGUCACACGCAAAAGAAACUCUUAAACACCCUGAUGACUCGGAUAGGCGCAAACGAUCUUCAUCAAUUGAACAUCAUCAUAGUUCAAGGCAUCAUGACGAUACUAAUUCAAAAGAAAGACCACGUCCUAUCAGUUAUCAUCACCACAGUCACACACGGCCUAGAACACAGUCUAUGAGUUCAACACAGAAAAAAAUCAUUUCUGAUACAGAUGAACAAGCGCAACAAAGACCAUCUAUAUUUCAAUUUCUUAUUUAG
This is a messenger RNA of Rotaria socialis, 429 nucleotides long. The record is from the annotation of a GenBank genome assembly. Lineage: Eukaryota; Metazoa; Rotifera; Eurotatoria; Philodinida; Philodinidae.